Messenger RNA from Syzygium oleosum, 1105 nucleotides. RefSeq lists its product as uncharacterized. The record is from RefSeq and is a predicted model, not a curated record. NCBI's taxonomy places the organism in Eukaryota, Viridiplantae, Streptophyta, Magnoliopsida, Myrtales, Myrtaceae. Bases 180 to 839 code for a protein of 219 amino acids. The transcript has 4 exons.
ACGCCCGCGUUUCGUCUACCACUGGAUCCUUUGUCCCUCUGGAAGAGAAGGCAAAGCGGCCCACGCUUGCUGCUUCCUUUUACGCAACUUGUUCUUCUCGUUCUUCACAUACGAACAUGAAAUUCUUCCUUCGCUGACGCAUGUAGCCUGAGCACAGAACUGAACAGAGUCUGCAACUGAUGAUGGCUUCGCUGCAGAUUGCGAGACCCGCUUUCGCCUCGGCUUCCGUCCCCCGAUCGAAAUUCAGCGGGAGCUCGAGGUGGUGUAAGGAAUCGGGACCCAGGAGGAGGGUUUUGAGAUUGAUGGAUUGUGGGUAUUCGAGGGAUGGUUUGAAAAGGCGGCCUUUUGUUUCGUGUAAAGUCCAGGACGGCGACGGGAAAAGCAAUGGAAUUGGUGAAGAACCUCCUGAAUCGUUGUUUAUGAAAGAAUUAAAGAGGAGGGGCAUGACUCCCACUUCAUUGCUUGAGGACACAAAAAAGGGCACCUACGACAAUGGAUUAGAAGAAGAGAGGGGUUUCUCGAAAAGAAAUGCAGUCUCUACUGAACCAGGAAAUAAUUUAACCAACCAAAGGGAGCAGUCCAUGGCAUUGAACAGUGAGGGCCUCGAGGGACUGAUUCCACGGGCUAAACUUUUGUUAACACUUGGAGGGACUUUCUUCUUGGGGUUUUGGCCACUGAUUCUUAUAACUGUUGCAUCCUUUUCUGCUCUGUACCUCUAUUUUGGACCGACUUUUGUUCAUGAUGGAAGCAAUGUGCGAGUGUCGCCACCCCAGUACAACGAUCCAUAUGCACUUCUCGAAGACGAAAGAAUAUCCCAAAUGGCUCCUCGAGUUAAUUGAAGCAGAAAACGUCAUCACUCGAGCCAAUUCAUUGAAGAUCUCUGCUGCAACUUGCUACCCUGGCUUAUGUUUAUGUCCAUGUAUAUCCUUAAUCAGAUAGAACCUGCGUUGCCCUGGUGUUGGUCGCCGGUUGGCUCGUUAUCUUCAUGCAAUUGCUUGAAAGAUGUAAUUGCUACUCAUAUUGCUGUAUUCAAUUGGUUAUAUGUUCCAGAUGAAGCAGGUCGCUGAGACUGUUUCUUGUAAACACAUAAUUUGAAUCAUUUAAA